Molecule: messenger RNA, 1766 nt
Organism: Xiphias gladius (swordfish)
Lineage: Eukaryota; Metazoa; Chordata; Actinopteri; Istiophoriformes; Xiphiidae
Gene: ppid
Product: peptidylprolyl isomerase D
Exons: 10
Coding region: 118-1230 (370 amino acids)
Biological process (GO): protein folding; protein peptidyl-prolyl isomerization
Molecular function (GO): protein binding; peptidyl-prolyl cis-trans isomerase activity
Source: RefSeq, a predicted model, not a curated record
AGAUUUGUGACCGGAAGUCAUCGAGUUGCUUCUUCGUCGUUUGACCCGCACCAGCGCACCGGCCCGUGUUUAGCUAGGCUAACUGAAACAAGUGUCUUAAAUCGCCUUGUUCUUAAAAUGUCUCACCCAACACCGUCUGACAAGCCUUCAAACCCCGAGAACCCCCGCGUCUUCUUCGAUGUAGACAUCGACGGAGAAACAGCUGGCCGUAUAGUUUUUGAGCUGUUUGCUGACAUCACCCCCAAGACUGCUGAAAACUUCCGGGCGCUCUGCACCGGAGAGAAAGGCACUGGCAAAUCGACCGGGAAGCCGCUGCACUUCAAGGGAUGCCCGUUCCACAGAAUCAUCAAGAAGUUCAUGAUCCAAGGAGGUGACUUCUCCAACCAUAAUGGCACCGGUGGAGAGAGCAUCUAUGGGGAGAAGUUUGAGGAUGAAAACUUCCACUACAAGCAUGACAGAGUGGGUCUGCUAAGCAUGGCCAACGCAGGGCCCAACACCAACGGCUCGCAAUUCUUCAUCACCACUGUCCCCACGCCCCACUUAGAUGGGAAGCACGUGGUCUUUGGACAAGUGAUGAAAGGGAUGGGGGUCAUAAAAAUGCUGGAGUCGAUUGACACUAAUGAUGAUGCCCCUGUGAAGCCAUGUAUCAUAGCGGACUGUGGUGAGCAUAAGGACGGGGACAGCUGGGGUGUUGCACCAAACGAUGGAUCAGGGGACACCCACCCAGACUUCCCCGAGGACUCAGACAUCGACUUUAAAGAUGUUGAAAAGGUUCUGUCUGUUGCUGAGGAUGUGAAGAAUAUUGGAAACAAACUUUUUAAGGAUCAAAACUGGAAAGCUGCUGUCAGCAAAUAUAGCAAAGCCCUCAGGUACUUGGAGGUGAGUGGAGAUCAGCUGGAGGAGGAGGUGCAGCAGAAGCUGGAACCCACGGCCCUGAGCUGCUUCCUCAACACAGCAGCCUGCAAUUUGAAGAUGCAGCUGUGGCAGGAUGCUCUGGACAGCUGCAAUGAGGCUCUGGAGCUGAACCAAGCGAACACUAAGGCACUUUUCCGGAGGGCCCAGGCCUGGCAGGGGUUAAAGGAAUACAGCAAAGCCAUGACUGAUCUGAAGAAAGCUCAGGAAAUAGCUCCAGAAGACAAAGCUAUCAGCAACGAGAUGAAGAGAGUGCAGCUUAAAAUCCAGGAGGAGAAAGAGAAAGAGAAGAAAAUCUAUGCCAAAAUGUUUGCAUGAAAAUUUCAAGAAGGGAUGCAAUGAAUCGUUAUCAAUAUUUGAAGUCAUCUCUACGGGGGAAGCUGCCCUUACAAAGGAGUCUGAAAGCAGUUGAAAAUGUACAGUAUUUUCACUGGACCGGUUCUUUCGUGUUUUCCAGCCAGCACCAUUCUCACUGUCUGUAUUCUUAUGAGGGAAUAACUGUUGUACAUUUUGACUCGUCUUCAUUCCGGCAAGUGUGUUCACUGUAAUGAAUAGUUUGAACGUUAGUCUGAUGCAUGUCUGACUCCACUGCUCUGAAAAACUGGGUUAACACUUGGCACUGAUCUUUGUUCUGGGGCUUUCAAGCAGCAAAGCAAAGUUAUUUGUGUUGUAUCGCAUACAGUUCAUCGAUUUGUUUUUAUUUAUGUUUUUUACAGAGGUGAAUAAAUCAAAAAGGACAGCAUUCAAGUGUUCUUUAUUCAUUACGGUGAUACACCUAAUAUUAUCUACAAUACUGUCAAAAGCUGUCAAAUUGUACCUGCAGUAAUGCUAAAAUAAACCUUAAUUUAAGAACA